AUCUAUUCGUUCAGUGUCUGACUAUCCUCUGAAGACCUGUGUACUCGCGACCGUAUUACCAGAUUAUUGCGACAUUUCGUGUGACAUUUUAAUUCAGUGCAUCGUGUCAUAACAAAGUGACGAGUGAACGCAUUAAAACGGAUAUAACAAGAAUGGACAGGGUAUUAAGAGAAAUGAAUGUGGCGUGGCGAUGACAAGCCUGAUCUUGGAAAACGCAGACUUGAACCGACUUUUCCCGAAAUGUCGGCCUAGGGGUGGCCCACCCCCGAGUCCGGGGGCCUCCACACAGAUCAGUCAGCCGCAUGAGAGCCUCUGCCAGAAGGAGGCCGUCUCUGUUACCACCAGCCUCACGACUAGCCUCACAAAUACACUCGCGACUACGUUCGCAAACACUCACUCCAAGAACACACAUUCAACGCACUCACAAGCGAUACCGGAAGACAUGAUCGACCUCGAGCGUGAUAUCUCCGAUAGGACAACGAACAUGGUGUCCGGUUUUACAGGUGACAGUCAACUAUCUGUUGGUGUUAGCAGUGGUACAAGCAAUGUUGGUGGUCCUCUUGGAACAUUUAAUUCGCUUGGUGCACUUAAUACUAAACCGCUUUCUUCAAGCUCCUCGUCUGCCUCUGGACAUAGUGAAGAUGCACAACAAUAUGGUAGCCUUCCAGGUAGUGAUCAGCAGAGUCACUCACAACAGGAUGAUAGUGGGCCUGAGGAAAGCCCUGUAUACAUUUUAACUUCUGCAAAGGGUGAUCGCAGUUACAAAUUAAGGGACUCCAGAAUUAUAGAAAUUGCUGGUGGACGAGAAGUUUUUUCUCAGAGUCGAGGUAAAGUAGCAGCUAGAAAAUCACGCUUUCUUGCGGCAUCAAAUUCCUUAAAUAAUGAAGACAUUCAAACAGAUAACAAGCUAUCAGUUAAAAGAAAUAAUAAAUCACCAAACACUCAAACUAUAUGGGAAUUAAGAAGCCGAUGCGGUGAUACAAGAAAGCAGCGUUCUAAUAGAGAAGUCACAGAAACUGUAUUUUCUUCAGAAAUACAUUCUGUGCGACAUAAUCCAACAAAAUCUAUUGACUAUGAUUCCCCUAAGAGCAAUCACAGCAAUCGUAUUAUUAACUAUGACUCAAUUUUGAAUAGCAAUAAUGUAGAAUAUGGUAUAUCAAAAAAUACUGCGGAUCUUGAUUAUGGAUUGUCAAAAAGCUGCAUAGAUUAUCAAUCAAAUCAUACUACACCAGCAAGAAGCAUGGCUAUCGUUAGUGAUGGUGAAGUAGUUGUCUUUGAUGACAUUGAUGAUAAUUGGCAAAAUUUGCGACUAGACUUAACUUCUAAUAAUACCAAUCAAGUUACACCAACUAAUUUAAGCCUCGAAACUGAGGAAUCUCAAAGAGGUCGCAUUCCUCCAGAACCCUUAAGUUCUAGCAUUGGAAGUACACCGAGCCCAACAACGGCAUAUCAUCGUAAUACUUCAGAAUUUUUUAAGGUUAUUACUCCAGCUAGUGAUUGUGAAGUAGACUCACCAUCUUCGGAACGUAAUCACAAAGUAACAAGAGUAAUUGGUGAAUUACCCAUAGCACAAUAUUCUGAAAGUCCACGACGUUAUGGAGUACGUGAUACUCAACUUCCAUGCCUUUUGUCAUCACCAUCUGUAUACAUGACACCAAGGCCUGGUUUUCCACAGAGAGUAUUACCGACAACACCAAGUCAUAAUGAGAAGGAGGAUACUUCUGCAGAAAUCAUCGUAGAAAAGGCUGUGGUAGAAACAAAUAUAAAUUAUUCUGAUGAUCAAGCUGUAAAUGCCUCUCCUCCAUCUCCUAAAAUUGAAGAUGAAGAAGAAGACUCUUUAAAACCAUCAACUAUACCCACAGAUAAUAUAAGCAAUCUAGUAUCGUCUGGUGGUAGUACAUUUGAUUAUUUAUAUGAAUUCUCAGAAACUCGAAAAGUACUUGAGGAAUUCUUUAAAUGUCCACCACCAACAAAAGAAAAGGAAAACAGUACUGAGUCUUUCCCAUUUCAGGAUUUGGAUUAUGAACUGCGGAGACAAGGAGGAAGUGCUUAUGUUGGUCAACGAUUAGCUAGUGGUCCACCAACAACAGAGGAAGUUCUAGUUCAUGAAUCUCCCAAGAAACAAAGAGCAGAUUUUCCACAAAAUGCCGGUGAACAUGAAAAUAAUUUCUUAGACCUCUCAGUAGGUACUGGAAGUAGUGAGGAUCUCGGAGAAACAGAGGUUGGAUUGCAAGUCGGGCACUCUCGCAAUUUUACAUUGAGUCCUGAAACAACUGAUUGCGACAGUAAUUGUGGAGAUCUCGAUAGUGAAGUUUCAUUAAUGAUGAUGGAUAAUGAAUUAAUACCAGCUAGUGGUCUUCUUGGAUCAGUUGGCGAUUUAGGAAAUAAUUCAGAUUCAUUGAGAAUAUAUGCUAGCAUGCCAGUUCUCGAAGAUGGUUUAUCUAGUGGACACGCCAGUGAUACUGAUAAUAAUAAUCCAACUGUGAUGUUGAUGAAGCGACAAAUUAAUGAAAUUGAAAAAGAAAUUAUUCAACGUAGUCGUAUUAAUGAUAGUACUCAUCCAGCUACCACGGAGAAUGAUUCAGUUGGGAAAGAUAUCUCUGGCUUAAAUGUCGGCAAAGAUAUUUUGCAUUCCUUAAAAACUUCAUCGCCUGAUCUAUUUGUUCCUAAGAAAGAAAAUUCAUAUGAUACAAAUGAGCUUCAGCUUGAUGGUUUGGAUCCUCUUGGCACACCGCCACCGCCAGCACCUCAGGCUAGACAAAGCGUUAAUCUAGAAAUAGGUGGUGAAGUUGAAGCUGCUAUUAAAGACAUUAGAAUGGCUUUGCAAAGGACUAAGACUUUGCCUGUAAAAUCUUCUACAGAAGAACCAACUGAACCUAAUGUCAGUCCUAUUUGGAUACCAAGUCUAUCGGAUGGCAGGCGGAGAAUUUGCGUGGAAAAUAAUAGCGAAGAGUCGGAAGUUCGUCGUACGGGUGAAGAAGCAGAUGUUGAAAUCGAGGAGGGUCCAGAUGAAGAAGAGGCAGAUACUGACCUCGAAACUGAUCGUUUACUUGGACAGCAAAGAACAGACGAUCAGGGUUUUUACGACGACAAGGGGUGGAGGAAGCCUAAGACUAGGACAAUGUUACCACCGAUGAGUGGAAAAGUGCCAACUCCUAAGCAAACUCCCCCGAAAAGCCUGAGUGUCGUUCCGGUAGAAAGCCCGCUAGCACCUUCGGAACCCUUAGCUUCGACCUCAGCCUGUGUAUCCACUUCCGCUUCUGCCUCUAUUUCACCUCCUCCAGUAGUUUCCGUUAUUCAAGCCGCGCCUUCCGAUUGUGAUGUUACUACUCCUUCACAACCUACGACAAGUCCACAGAAGACUCCAGCCAAAAAUUCUCCCUCGUCCCCUCAGAGUCUCAAGGAAUCCAGCAACAAGGUGAAAAAGGAAAAAGAAGAGAAGAAGAAAAGCAGAAAUAAAGAAGCUCUUCUCAACGAUUCUUCAGUUUUGAUCGAAGGAGUAUUGUUCCGAGCCAGAUACCUCGGAUCUACUCAGCUCGUUUGUGAAGGAGAACCUACCAAGUCGACUCGUAUGUGUCAGGCAGAGGAAGCUGUGUCUAGGAUAAAGGCACCGGAUGGCGAAACUCAACCAAGUACAGAAGUUGAUUUGUUCAUCUCGACGGAAAAGAUCAUGGUUUUGAAUACGGAUCUAAAAGAGAUCAUGAUGGAUCACGCGUUAAGAACAAUAUCUUACAUAGCAGAUAUUGGUGAUGUAGUGGUGCUAAUGGCACGAAGACGAUUUGUACCACACGAAAUGGAAGAGGCGCCAAAAAUCAACAGAACUCCAAAGAUGAUUUGUCACGUGUUUGAAAGCGAAGAAGCCCGAUUUAUUGCACAAAGCAUCGGACAAGCAUUUCAAGUAGCUUACAUGGAAUUCCUUAAAGCAAAUGGAAUAGAAGAUCAUAGUUUCGUAAAAGAAAUGGAUUAUCAGGAAGUACUCAAUUCUCAAGAAAUAUUCGGUGACGAAUUACAGAUGUUUGCCAAAAAGGAAAUGCAAAAAGAGGUUGUGGUACCCAAGGCGAAAGGCGAAAUUUUGGGUGUAGUUAUUGUUGAAUCUGGAUGGGGUUCUAUGCUACCAACAGUUGUAAUUGCAAAUUUGGCACCAGCUGGAGCGGCUGCUCGUUGCGGACAAUUAAAUAUUGGUGAUCAGAUAAUAGCCAUCAAUGGUGUUUCAUUAGUUGGCUUGCCUCUCUCCACUUGUCAGACUUACAUCAAGAAUUCCAAAAAUCAGACAGUCGUCAAGCUAACUGUCGUUCCGUGCGCGCCAGUAGUCGAGGUCAAAAUCAAAAGACCUGACACAAAGUAUCAGUUAGGAUUUAGUGUACAGAAUGGAGUAAUAUGUAGUCUACUAAGAGGCGGUAUCGCUGAAAGAGGAGGUGUUCGAGUGGGUCAUAGGAUUAUCGAAAUUAACAAUCAAAGCGUCGUCGCCGUGCCCCACGAGAAGAUCGUCAAUCUUCUUGCCACAUCCGUCGGCGAAAUAUUAAUGAAAACGAUGCCCACGUCGAUGUUUAGGCUACUAACUGGCCAGGAAUCUCCAGUGUACAUAUAAGCGUUUGAUUGCCUGGCUGAUAUGCGUAGUGAACAGACAAUACAUCCGCCAUCCACUACCAUAUUAUUCAAUACUCUACUCUCUGUACAGAUUUAUUCUACGCAAAUUGCUUUGUGUUUCGAUUCUUGUGAAAUUCUAUUCGUAUAUUCUCACCAGCUCCUGCUUAGCAAAGCAACAAAAUUUACGUAAACACGUUGCGACAAAUAUUAAUAUAUUGAAUAUUUACAUAAAGCAAAAAAAAAAUAUAUAUAUAUACAUAAUAUAUACAUAAACAUUUUAUUUAUGAAUGAGAUUCUCUAUGUCUGUUUUCCAGUCUAGUAUUCGUACAACUAUUAAAAAAUAAUAUCCAGAUGCUGAAACUACAACCAAUUGUUGCAAACCGAAAAUACGUUUGAUGAAUUUUCAUUGAUUCUUCCUCACCAUUGUCUAAUGUGUUUUUAUUUUCUAUCGCCUUACAGAAUAGUGGAAUAUUUUAUGUAUUGGGAAAAUUAUUUACUAUAUAUGUGAAAAAGGUGUUAUUGUAUAUUUAUUUUCAAAGACUGUAAUGUAAGCAACUUUUGAAGUAAAGAGCAAUAAUUGUGUUGCUUGCACUUUAUAUAUGUAUACAUUUGUGUAUAUCUUCAUUCAUUGUGUAUAUUUGUUUUCAACAAAUCUUUAUUAAAUAGUACAUUUGUAAUGUAUAUUUAUGAAAACAUAAUUUAUUACAAAAAGGAAAUGAUAAGUAAAUUGAUAUUUAUAUUUACAGAAGCUCUUUUUGCGAAACAAAUACAGAGAGGAAGACAAAAAAUUGAGUAAUUAAAUUCCAUGUAUUCGAACACAAUGAAUACAGAAAUAAUAUAUGUUGCGAAAUCAGCAUCGAGAAUCGCAUUCCAUGCGCGAUAAGAAAAGCGAAAUAUGCAGUGCACACGAUUAUACAUAGCACAAAGCUCUUUACCACCGUUUAGAGCAGGGCUGGAACUCUCUGUACAUUACAUAGUUAACGACGGAGUAUGUUUCUGGAAGGGCCUUCAUAUAUUUUGUUGGCUUCAUGUUAAAUCACAUCGUUUAUUUAAUCUUUUCUAUCCGCGAGUUGCAAUUUCUUUAGUUUUUUAAUUUUUACUAAUAUUAAGAUCUACUGUCUACUACAUAAUAUUUCGAAUACGACGUGUCGCGAUAAAUAUCACGGUAGUUAUACUGAAGAGUACUCCGUGUAAUAUUUCAUUACAUCAACAAAAUUUUUGUUUACAGUGACCUUUUUUAGAACUAUAUCUUUUUUGAUAAAGGAAUACUUUUGGUUGUUGUUAACAAUUACUUCGAUCAAAUCGAAUUACUAAUACCAAGUAUUAUUGAUACAUAGAAAGAAAUUUAAUAUUCAACGUUGUAUGGGCAUCGAUAUGUACUAUCGAAAAUUCUGUAUUUCUUUCUUUGUGAAAAUUAUUAUACCGAACAUUAUAACGCUAAAUAUACUUUAACAAGAUGUCGUUCCAUAAUGUUGUAUUCUAAAUUUAAAUUUACUUACACUUUGAUAAUUAUUGUAAGAUAAAAAAAACUUUAACAACAAAAUUUCAAGUUAGGAAAUACAAAAAUAUUUUUCUGUGUAUCGAUACCAUAAUACAGGAAAUAUGAAUAAUUAUUUUUAGAAUUUUACUUCUAAAUUUUAAGUUUAGGAUUUUGUUUAACAAUUGAACAUAACACUCUAUGAAUUGCUAUUGGAGUAAAUAUAUGAUCAACAAAACAACAUCUGUAUGUAACAUAUUGCGUAAAAAUGAACGCACUUAUUUUUAUUACUGAUGGAUGAUGAUAUUUUAAUGUCGUCAGUCGUAACCGACUUACAUGGUGCAAUAUUACUCCAUCAUUUUUUCACAAUUAAUGUAAUCAAGCGAGAGCAAUCUCAUUAAUUAUACAAGCAUUUACAGUUAUCACGAUUGAAACAUGAUCUUAUUAAACUAUUUAGAAGAUACUCUUUACUUAUUGAAUAUAAAUUAACUUAAAAGAAAAAGACGUUUUAAUCUCGAUUUUAUGUAAUAUUGCGACUGAAAAAUUAUUAACAUUUACAAAUGGUAACUAAAUAAUAUUAACAUGGAGAGGAGUUCUCUUCUAUGUAAAUACCGCGCAUCAGCACCCAUUGAGUUCCAUCAAUUUUUUGCUGGAAGCUUUCCACCUCAACUAACGACAGAUACGCGAUAUGCAAAUCUUAAGAUUUCUAAUGAAAGUUUGAUAAAAUUUCAAUGCCAAAGUACAUUAAAUAACUAUAUUAAAUAUGAUAUGUCAGAUCGCAUGAUUUUCUUAACUAUUUAUCAUGAUAUGUACGUAAUAAUAAUUUUCCUUUUUGCGCAUAUCAAAUUUCAAUUCAUAAUAAUUUCUGUCUUCUAAAGAAACUUUCAUAGAAUAUCAAGCUUAAUAUUUGUAAAAGAUUACAAGUGAAAUUACGAAAAAAAAGCUUAAAUUACUUUUGGUCUUUAUGUAAACAACAAUACCAAAUUCAUGAUAGAGAUUCCUCGUUAUUUUUUUGCUUUUAUAUUUUUAUUAUCUCAAGGAAAAUAUCUUCUUUUUUCUGUUGUACAAUAGGAUUGUGUUUUCUUCAUUUUUGUUAUCUAGUACUACUUCCAGAUCCUUUUAUUUCCAUUUUUGUUACUUUAUUAUUAAGAUAUUGAGAAAUUAAAAUAAUUCAUGUAUGUAUAUAGGUACCUCAAGAUUGAUUAAAACUUAAUAUUUGCUUCAAAAAGAGACUUUCUAAAUAAUAUGCCAUCGUUUAAUAAAUUCAUAAUAUAAGAAAUACAUCAACUGCGAUAUUUUUUGCAUACUAUUAAUAAAAUUCUCGAUUAACUUUCCUUUUGAUUAGUGUAAGUUAAGUGCAAAAUUAUGUGCUUCUCGCAAAAAGAAUUCUUCCAAAUUUUUUACCAUAUUAAUGUUUUCUCUUCUCUUUUUAUUUUCUCCUCUUCAUAAUUAUUUGAAUUGCAAUGAUUAUACAGCACUAUAUUUAUAACUUUCUAUAGUAUUUUUUUCCAUAACAAAAUAUUUAAAAAAUGACUAAAGCAAUCUUAUUUUGUUGCAUAGCUAUUCUGUGUAUUCCAAAGAUGAUAUACGUAAAAAUAAAUAUAUUUUACAAAAUAAUGCAACCUUGAAGUAUCUAUGUUAUAGAAUACAUUUUAUUAUUUAUUGAAUUUUUGUUUUAUCAUAAACAAAAAAAAAAAAAUUCACGAUAGCACAUCUUUCAAAUAUAGAAAGGAAAUCAAAAAGAAAAGCGAUUACAAAGGAAAGAGUGAAUGUGAGAGAAAGCAAUUGAAACGGAUAAUAAUUUCGCCGCUUAAAGAAUUAUAUGAUUUUACAAAUCCUAUUUAAACCGGUUUGUUGUAAUAUCAAAUAAUAUGUACAAAAAUGUAGUUUAUACUAAUUUUAUUUUGUCUGCAUUUAAUCAGUGCCAUUUAUAAUGCCCUGGAAUUGAACUUUUUUAUGUUUUAUUACAUAUACAAAAGUUAUGUUUUAGUAAAUAAAAAUAUGCGCAUGCUUGUGUAACGGAUCUGAGUGGAAAAUUUUACCAUCUUAAUUCUAAUAGAAUGAUUUGACAAUUUUUCGUUGGAACACUAUUUGAAAUGAAUGACAAACAAUGUUUUAAUUUAAAAAUUCAAUUUAAUAUUGUCGAAUGCACACAAAAAUACAGCACAUUUUUAAAGAUAGUUAUAGGAACAUUGCUGCAACCAAAGAAAUUAUGUUUCUCAACGCAUAAAAAUUUAAUAAAUCAAAUAAAAAUGCUUAUAUACAUAUAAUGCAAUAGUUUUGUGUAAAUUUGUUAAAAUUUAUUUAAAUUUAAGUAUAUGUCUCUAUCAAGAAAUACAAUUCUAUCAAACAGUAUACUGGUAUAAAAAGUUGAUUUCUUCCAUUUUGUCUAAUACCUUAUAAUUCAGCUCUAUAAAGAUUCUUCAAAAUUACUGUCAUCAUUUCCGUCGGGAAAUAUGCUUCAUUUAUUAAAGCAAAAGUCUAUAAUGAUAAAUCCACAUACACCAAUGUACACUUUGCAGUAAACUGAUGUAAUUUAUAUUUCUUAUAUACACACAUAUAAUAUAUAUAUACACAUAUAUAUUAUGUGUGUGCGCGCGCGCACGUACGUGCGUGUGUGAAAAAACGCAAUGCGAAAUUUCAUAUCUUUCUUUUACAAUUGAAAUUACACGUUUCGGAAAAGAUAUAUACAUAUAUAAUUAAUCUUUUUCUCCGAAACGCGUAAUUUCAAUUGUAAAAAAUAUAUUAAAUUUUGCAUUGCGCUUUUUUUCAAUUCCUUAUUUUAUAUCGAACGUAAACACAUGAAUUCAUGAUAAUUUAUGAUUAAUCGAAAACAAGGAUAAAUGUAAAAGUUUUUCGAGAUUUAUUUUUUAGAGAAGAAACGUCUUUAAAACAAGAUUAAUAAUAAUAAUAAUUCCUACGAAUAAUAUAUAUUUUAUUUUUAUAUAAAUUACUUUUAAUGGAGAAUAUUUUCGCAGAAUCUUUUAUUGUCGUUAAGAACUUCAAUUUAAGUUCAAUUGUGCAUUCAUAGUGGACAUAUUAUAUAAAUUAUAAUUUUAUAUUUGUAUGUUUAUUUCAAAAUUAUACAAUCCUAUGUACGAUAACAAAUCUGGUUUUAAUUAUUAAUAUCUGGUUAUUUAUAUAUUCCGUAUUUCAAUUUAAAAUGUUUUACACUUUUUGGAAUUGCAUUGAAAAAGUUAGAAAGAACUUACAAAUACAUUUUGUAUAAUAUAAAUCCACUCGAUACGUUUCCCAAGAAAUACUAUUUUUGAUCGCAGACGAUUAAUGCUGCUGUUUAUAAUCUAUUUAACGCAAGAUAAUUUACAUUUAUUUAUUCGCCCAAUAUUAUCAUUCGGAAAUCAUUAUUGCUUUUGCUUCACAAGGUUUUUACUGCAUAUCUGCAUAAUAUAGAUAUUUUAAAUAAAUGGAAAUUACUUUAGAUCUAAUACAGUGAACAGAAUAGCGAUACAUAUUAGAAAUAUAUGAAUUAAAAAAUGAUGUUAAUUCUUGCUUCGUUCAGUAAAAACUCACAUUGUUCGCACGUUGAAUAUUAUUUGAUUUAUACGAGAUAGGUACAUAUGAGGUGGUUGAGAAAAGUUCAUUACGCAUAAUGUACCGAUUCGAAAAUAACAAAUAAUAUUUCCUAACAACAUUGGAAUGUACUUUGGAAUGUUUAUUACUUAAUAAUAAAUAAUGUUUUAUUAAUAUCAUUAUUAUAAUACAUAUAUAAUAUUUAUAACAGUUACUUCUUUUAUAUUUUUGAUCCUAAAUUGUAAUUAUUCAAUUGAAAAGAUUAUUUAUAUGAUACUUUACACAUGCACAUUUUAUUAUUUUUGCUAAUGUCCUAACGUAUUCUCAAUACUUUUUUAUCUUCAGAAAAGGUUACAUUUCUUACAAUAUUUUUGAUAGAAAAACCUUAUUUCACUUCGUAAAUCACAAAUGUGUUUUAAUUAUUCUUUUAAUUUAUUUUGUAUAAAUAUCAAGACAAAAAACGCUUUGUUCUAUAAUAUAAAGAAAAUGAUAGAGAUAAUCAACGUGUCAACAAUUGCAGUUUCAAUAUAUUGCAUUUUUUAUAAUUAUGUUUACUUUCAAUCAAACUAUCUUUCCAUUAUAUAGAUUUAACAUACGCGUACUAUUAUACACGUACUAUUUUUCUAUGUAUGCGGUUUUUCUUUAGAUUAUUUUAUAUCUACUUGCCAUAAUAGCUGAUAUCUAAUUAUACAUGUCGUGCAGAUACGUUGUUUCAUUGCUAUUUUAAAACAGUCCUUUUUCGUCUCAUAUUUUACGACUAGAUACAAUAACGAUAUAAAUUUUAUAUCAUGAAGGAUUUAUUUAUACAUUUAAUCCUUAUGGGUGCUUUCAUAGAAUUAUAGAAAAAGCAAGCCUGAAAUCAAUUCUGAAUGUUUAUAUUCGAUUGUAAAAGACGUAAGCAGCGUGUUGCACAUCGCAUAUCACAUUAAAUGUAUACACACAUAUAAUAUUGAACAACACGCGUUUCCCUUCAUCAAAAAAUCCUGUCAAACUCUUUUGGAUGUUUAUGCUCAUAAAAUGAACACAAUCAUUUACAUAUAGUAUUAUGUACUUCUGUUUUAUUCUCUUACUUAGAUACCAUUCAUAAAACAUCUACUAUAAGUGAACUCUAAAUAAAUUUCUUUUAGAUCUUUGGUACUUUUCUGUCAUUUUAUAAUUUACAUUUUAAUUAUUUGAAAAUAUAAAAAGUCUUACAUCAUUAGUAAUGUUGUUACUUUUAGCCGAAAGCUUUUUCGUUACUUAUGAAAUAUUUAAUAUCAUUUUUUAUCUGCAAAUUCAGUGUAUGAACACGUAUAUUUCUAAAACGUACCAUAAAAUAGCGCCUUAUACGAAGUGUUGUACGUAUAUCGACGAAGUUUUCGGGAAAAAGGGAAACGAUAAAAUAAUGUUCUUUUGAGUUAUGUGGAGACUGCGCCCGGAAACGUUGACACAAAUUUAGAAUACAAAUGUUCUAUGUAUAAAAAAAAAAUGAAUUUUGGCAUGGAAAUUUUUAUCCAUAUAUUUGGUAAACAAAGGAAUGAUACGAAUAAAAUAUAUGGGAUCAAACAUGUUUAUAUUGGGUGGCCGAAAUUUAUCUAGUCAUUACGCUAAUUGUAAGGGUAAGAUAAAACAUGCAUAUGUACGUGUAUACAUAUGUACGCAUAUAAAUACGUAUAUAUGCAGAAAUCGAUACAAAUAUAAAUAUAAAUAUAAAUAUAAAAAUGAAUGCAAAUAUAAAUAUGAAUACAAAUAUAAAUACAUACAUAUAUACGUGUGUGUGUGUAUAUAUAUAUAGAUAGAUAGAUAGAUAUAAAGAUAAAAAUAAAAUAAAAUAUACAGCCACCGUGAACCACCCUGACUGAAUGUGUCUGUUUAGCCAUAUUUUAAUAACAUUCGCAAAAUAACAUUAUUGUCGAUCUGACCCUGCGUGAUUGUUGAUAGAACGUUUUUUUUUUAAGCAGUAAAGUUAAUGAAGUUUUUAUUAGUUGAAUGUAUCCCUGCAUUUACUUUCGUUAUACAUUGAAAAGUUGUAAAGCAUAUUCGUAAAGAAAAUUCUAAAAGUGUAAUAUCAAUACAAAAUAUCACAUUUCAUUGCAUAACAUGUGUUAAACGUAUAAGAAACAUACGUGGUAUUGAAAAUGUUAUAGCAUACUGUUAAUCGCAGAAUAUAUUUAACAUAAUUACAUAAAAAAAAAUUUUUAAAAGAAUUAUAUCAACGCAAAGAACUGUUAUAAAUUAGAAAAUUAAACUAUACGGAAUUUCUUAUGACUGCUUGUGCAGUAAAGACUACAGACAUAUACAUAUGCAUAUAUAAAUAUAUAGGUAUACAUAUGGUAUAUAUAUAUAUAUAUAUAUGUAUGUAUGUAUGUAUGAAACGGCAAAGAUUUACAACGCGAGUUACUAGGUAUACAUAUUACUCUAAUGUACACGUGAAAGUAAUCGCUUCUCGACAAAUUGUUUAAAGAGCUUCGAUACAUUGAAUCGAAUAAUUCGUAUAAGAAAAAAAUUCAAUGAAAAUUCAAGAGAUUGUUUUGUUUAUUAUAUUUUUUUCAUUCAUCAUAAAUGAAGAGUUUCGUCGAUUUAACACUUAAAAUGAUUGUUAUGCAAAUAAACUUACGUAGGUAGAACAUAUUCCAAUAAAAAUGCUCAUACUAUAGCAAAUAAUAAACAUUCACGUGUUCGAAAAACAAACAGUUUAUAUUCGAAAGAAUUGAAAAAAAUAUUUUUAAUUCACAAUAAAUAAUGUGAUGAUGUCCGAAAAUUUGUCGUAUUGUCAAAAAAAAAAAAAAAAAAGAAGGAAGAAA
This is a messenger RNA of Bombus pascuorum, 12378 nucleotides long. RefSeq lists its product as uncharacterized. The record is from RefSeq and is a predicted model, not a curated record. Gene Ontology annotation, cellular component: dendritic spine; plasma membrane; cytoplasm. Gene Ontology annotation, molecular function: protein binding. The coding region runs from base 191 to 4588 and encodes 1465 amino acids. NCBI's taxonomy places the organism in Eukaryota, Metazoa, Arthropoda, Insecta, Hymenoptera, Apidae. Gene Ontology annotation, biological process: chemical synaptic transmission. The transcript has 16 exons.